Penicillium canariense is the source of this 1617-nucleotide messenger RNA. Its product is annotated as sugar porter family MFS transporter. The coding region runs from base 1 to 1617 and encodes 538 amino acids. Gene Ontology annotation, molecular function: carbohydrate:proton symporter activity. Gene Ontology annotation, cellular component: membrane. Gene Ontology annotation, biological process: transmembrane transport; carbohydrate transport. The record is from RefSeq and is a predicted model, not a curated record. Lineage: Eukaryota; Fungi; Ascomycota; Eurotiomycetes; Eurotiales; Aspergillaceae. The transcript has 2 exons.
AUGGGCUACGUGAUCGGAAACAUCUACGUUAUCACCACCGUGGCCGUCAUUGGCGGUGCACUGUUUGGUUUUGACAUUGCGUCUAUGUCUGCCAUUCUUGGCACCCAACAGUAUAAAUGCUUCUUCAAUCAAACUGGCCGCGGCGAUGAUGGCUCCUGUGGUGGCCCGACCUCCUCUACCCAGGGUGGGAUCUCCGCCGCCAUGCCCGGUGGCUCGUUCGUGGGUGCUCUCAUAUCUGGUAUUCUGACCGACUGGCUCGGUCGCCGCUUGGCCAUUCAGAGUGGCUCAGUGAUUUGGUGCAUCGGCAGUGCUAUUGUCUGCUCAUCCUUCGGUAUCGCUCAACUGGUGGUUGGCCGCUUCAUCAACGGCGUCUCUGUCGGCAUUCUCAGCGCCCAAGUGCCCGUCUAUGUCGCAGAACUGGCGCAACCCAGUAAACGUGGUCAGGUGGUCGGCGCACAGCAGUGGGCAAUUACCUGGGGCAUUUUGAUCAUGUUCUACAUUUCCUAUGGCAGCAGCUUCCUGGCCGGCCCCGCCGCCUGGCGUCUGCCCUGGGGUCUGCAGAUGAUCCCGGCGGUCUUUCUCUUCGGGAUGGUCUUCCUGCUCCCGGAAAGUCCUCGUUGGCUGGCCAAGCAUGAUCGGUGGGAGGAGGCGCACGAGGUGCUGGCCUUGGUGCACUCGAAGGGUGACAAGAAUGCCCCCUUUGUGCAGACCGAGCUGCAAGAGAUUCGCGAAAUGGUGGAGUUUGAGCGCGCGAACUCCGAUGCAUCCUACCUGGAUCUCUUCAAGGGCAACAUGAUCUUCCGGACCCAUAUCGGCAUGUUCACCCAGAUCUGGUCUCAGCUCACCGGAAUGAAUGUCAUGAUGCUUUACAUCACGUAUGUCUUCGGCAUGGCCGGUCUGUCGGGCAAUGCCAACCUCGUCGCCUCGUCCAUUCAGUAUGUGAUUAACGUGGUGAUGACGGUCUUCGCCCUGCUUUUCAUCGACCGAUGGGGACGACGUACUCCGCUGCUCAUCGGCUCAACCCUGAUGAUGACCUUCAUGUUCGCCAAUGGUGGGAUCAUGGCGAGUUACGGCAAGCCGGCCCCAGUAGGCGGACUUAACCAUACUCCCGAGCAAUCCUGGGACCUGAGCGAGGCCCCCUCCGCCGCCAAGGGGGUGAUUGCCUGCACGUAUCUGUUUGUGGCCAGCUUUGCCCCUACCUGGGGCCCGGUGAGCUGGAUCUACCCACCCGAGCUCUAUCCGCUGCGCCUACGUGGUAAGGCUGUGGCCGUGUCAACCGCAUCCAAUUGGAUCUUCAACUUUGCCUUGUCCUACUUUGUCCCCCCGGCGUUUGAGAACAUCAAGUGGAAGACCUACCUCGUCUUCGGUGUUUUCUGCUUUGCCAUGACGGUGCACGUCUUCUUCUGCUUCCCCGAGACGGCCGGCAAAACCCUGGAAGACGUCGAGACCAUGUUCGCCACCCCGGGUCUCAAACCCUGGCAGACCAAAGUUCAGUUCCAUCACGUGCGCCAGUUGGAGACGGGUGCUCUCCAGUCGGAGAAAUUGGCCGAUCUGCAUGCGGAGGCCGGGACUCGCUCCACUGAGAAGGAGACUGUUGUGACGCCUCCCAAGGAGUAG